UUGAGUCUGUCAUUCAAAGUCAGAUUCGUGCUCAGGGGUCUCUUAACAUCAAAAAGUGAUUUUACUGGGAAAUAUUGAUAAGGACUGCAUUUCAAAGGAUCACAAAAGUCCCAAAAGAAAGUCUGCGAUGGCUUCGACACCCUCUGCCUCAGCCCUGUCGGCUGUUCUCCGGUGUCAGGGGAAUAUCCUCGCCCGAAAACAGGCCAACAAGAAGCGGUCUCCAGCGUCGGUCUACGGGCUCGGAAGGACCGGGGGAGAUUCGGUCAGAUCUUAUUUUCGCUCUCUUUGGGGAUUCGUGUUUCACAGGGAGCGAGUGGAUAUUCCCGGAGUUCUGUCCGUUACAGCGCGGUUUGAAACGUCCUGUUCAGGAAAAUCAUUUGAAUCCAAAGAUCAACUGCUCAAAAACUCUACAAAGUUUGACAGCCGAAUGGUAAUGAAAGCACCCGGUGCAAAGACGAAAGUUAUGUCGGACUAUGGUUUUGCUUUUAAAUCUCAACGCUAUAGUGUUUCAUCCAAAACCAACCCGGUUCUUCGACUGGAUGGCACGCGUUUACGAAAACUAACCUUGGAUCAUCCACGGACUUUAUGUGUUUGUGUAGUUUGCGCUCAGAGUAUAAGCACGCUGAACCGCAGUAGUGUGAAUGAGUUGUUCCCUCUUGGCUUAUUGUGGUCUUUAAAGGAUAAACUGAUAUAUUUGACAACUGCAGUGUCAGACAGUGUGCGGACGCAACCUGGAAUAUGCAGGAUGAACCAGCUUCAACCGGAUUGUGAUAAGUUGAGUGGGUGUGUCAAAUGCACCUCUGAACAUCAUGAAGAUCAAGGAGCUGAACCUGGGGAAUGAGUCUUCUGCUGUAGACCACGACACACACUUCACACAAAUGCACUUUCAUACCCAUGAUAGA
Molecule: messenger RNA, 902 nt
Organism: Rhinichthys klamathensis goyatoka
Lineage: Eukaryota; Metazoa; Chordata; Actinopteri; Cypriniformes; Leuciscidae
Exons: 2
Coding region: 128-841 (237 amino acids)
Source: RefSeq, a predicted model, not a curated record